AUGAGUAACGAAGAGUAUUUUGUUCCAGUCCCAGAGUAUUGGUUGGGGCCUGGGGGCCCGGUGUUUGUUGCUGGGCUUGUAAGUUGUAAGAUACUAAGAUGCUUCUUAGCUUUCAAAAUUCAAAAAAAACACGGAGCUGGAGAAAAAGACCGUUGGGGUGAUAUAUUUGGUUUUGUUUGGAGCAGACAACAAUGAAGACGAAUGAAUGAAUGAAUUAUGAGCAACACCAAAGCUCUUUGAAUACCAAAGUCUGGCUAUCUCCUAUCUGAAUUGGUUACUGUAAUUCUACUCUUUAGCUAUUGUAAGCCAGCAAAGGCGUACGAAUGAACGCCAGGCGCCAUGGUUGGCAGCGUCCUCUUCACCCUUUACAGAUGGUGGGAAUGGCAGUCUACACUUUCCUGUUGGCUUCUUUCUAUUGCUUUCUGGGGCCGUUUCUUGGCAACCGUAUCGCUCAAAUUGUAGUCAUAACAAUCUUUUCCUCGCUGGCACUCUCAGUUAUGCUUGUAUUUAUUAGAUGCACAGCAACUGAUCCGUCCGCCAAAAAUAGACAUAAUAAUAAUAAUAAUACUCAAAAGGGAAGAAGGAAGCUCAAGAAGAGUAAGACUAAUAAAGUUUUAAAUUAUGGUUUCAUAUUCAGACACAUGGUUAGGAGGUUGGAGCGUAAAAUCCUCAACACUUGUAUUAGGAGGAAGUACCUGCUAGAUACUCAUACUCCCAUUUCUCACCCCCCCUUGCUACCUUUACCUCUUGUAACCAAAGACGAUGAUGAUUCUGUUUCACCUCACCUUCAUCCUAGUCAUAAACAUCAAGAUUUCUCCUUUUGCUCCUUGUGCAACUUCCAUGUUACAAAACAUAGCAAACACUGCAGGACUUGUAAUCGCUGCGUUGAAGGCUUCGAUCAUCAUUGCCGGUGGCUCAACAAUUGUGUGGGGAAAAAGAAUUACACUACUUUUAUCCUUCUUAUGAUAUUAGUCCUCUUGAUGCUUUCCAUUCAAGGAGGAACAGCUAUUGCCAUAUUUGUGCGCUGCUUCGCUGAUAAGAAAAAUCUGGAUCAGGAAUUAGCAAGGGAACUUCACACCAACUUUCCUAGGGGAAUUCUUGCUGCUAUAUCUGCUGUGUUGGUUUUGAUGACAGCCUAUGGUUCAGCAGCACUUGGCCAACUCUUUUUCUUUCAUGUAGUCCUCAUUCGCAAGGGAAUGAGAACAUAUGAUUACAUAUUGGCUAUGAGAGAGGAAAAUCAGUUUAGUGGAUUGGAGCCUUUAAAUGAUUCAGAUUUCUCGUCAGAUGAUAGCAGUGAACCUGCUUCACCCAAAAGACCAAUUGUCAUGUCUCAGUUUAUGCGAACAAAUCUGAGCCCUGGACGAUUUUCUGUGAAAAUUGACCCUGAACUUGGCACCUCCAUCAUGAACCAGAACUCACACUUCCAUGCCAGCAUUGAUCCAUGGAAGCUGAUACAGAUGAGUAAAGAAAAAGCCUUGAAAGCUGCAGAAAAGGCCAAGGAGAAGCAAAUGGUUGAACCUGAAUUACUUAAUCCGCUUCCUUUUGAGAUGAAAAAAGGGCCACUGGGGAAGCCAGAAAGAGACCUGGACAGCACUGGAAUGAGAAUGGCACCUCUCAAGUCAAAAGAAAGGCAUCCAGGUUCACCAGUGAGAUUCUCAAGUCCAAGAAGACGAUUUUCUGGCUCUCCAGCUACUCUAUCCAAUGCAGGUGCACUGCCAAAUCAGAAAUACAAAAGUGAUUUUGACUUGAAAUUAACCGAAGUGUCGAGGGAGUUGGAGGGUUAUACAUCGAAGCAGGUUCUAUGUCCUAUUUUAAAAGACGGGGCAGAGACUUCCCCCAGAUAGGCAGAUAUAGUACUGGCAGUGAUACUUGUAUUCUCAGUCUCUGAGAACUCUUUCAUAACUUUAUAGAACUGAUGAUUUGUUAAUCAAAUGCAAUUUAUACAGUGGAUCCAUAGUUUGGUCCCAACUUAUUCA
Molecule: messenger RNA, 1976 nt
Organism: Beta vulgaris subsp. vulgaris (sugar beet)
Lineage: Eukaryota; Viridiplantae; Streptophyta; Magnoliopsida; Caryophyllales; Amaranthaceae
Product: protein S-acyltransferase 18
Exons: 8
Coding region: 324-1844 (506 amino acids)
Biological process (GO): peptidyl-L-cysteine S-palmitoylation; protein targeting to membrane
Cellular component (GO): Golgi apparatus; endoplasmic reticulum
Molecular function (GO): protein-cysteine S-palmitoyltransferase activity
Source: RefSeq, a predicted model, not a curated record